Molecule: messenger RNA, 444 nt
Organism: Lepus europaeus (European hare)
Lineage: Eukaryota; Metazoa; Chordata; Mammalia; Lagomorpha; Leporidae
Product: ubiquitin-conjugating enzyme E2 D2-like
Exons: 1
Coding region: 1-444 (147 amino acids)
Biological process (GO): protein polyubiquitination; ubiquitin-dependent protein catabolic process
Cellular component (GO): nucleus
Molecular function (GO): ubiquitin conjugating enzyme activity
Source: RefSeq, a predicted model, not a curated record
AUGGCGCUCAAACGCAUCCAGAAGGAGCUCCUCGAUCUGACGCGGGACCCCCCGGCCCAGUGCUCCGCGGGUCCUGUGGCAGACGACAUCUUCCACUGGCAGGCUACCAUCAUGGGGCCCGACGAUAGCCCCUACCAGGGAGGCGUCUUCUUCCUAACCAUUCAGUUCCCGUCCGAUUACCCUUUCAAACCACCCAAGGUCGCAUUCACCACCCGAAUUUACCAUCCGAAUAUCAACCGAAAUGGAAGUAUCUGUCUAGACAUCCUUAGGUCCGAGUGGUCGCCAGCAUUGACCAUUUCCAAGGUGUUGCUGUCCAUCUGCUCCAUGCUGUGUGACCCCAACCCGGAUGAUCCUUUGGUCCCAGAAAUUGCAAGGGUCUACCGAAAAGACAGGGUGAAGUAUGACCAAAUAGCUCGAGAGUGGACCCAGAAAUAUGCCAUGUGA